This is a messenger RNA of Penicillium roqueforti, 1020 nucleotides long. RefSeq lists its product as uncharacterized. The coding region runs from base 1 to 1020 and encodes 339 amino acids. The transcript has 2 exons. The record is from RefSeq and is a predicted model, not a curated record. Lineage: Eukaryota; Fungi; Ascomycota; Eurotiomycetes; Eurotiales; Aspergillaceae.
AUGUUCGACCAACUGGUGCUGGGAGCCAUUUUUGCCGGCCUCAGCAGCAUUGGCAUUUGGCAUUCUGUUCCGUUGACCGGAGUCACUCCUUCUAACUCUUUCUUUUGGCGCAGUCUUAGCUCCCUAGAAAUUGCGUGUUCCAUUCACGAGUUACGCAAAGUCCAUCCUUUGGUCUUCCCCCAUGACGACGCAAUCUCAGAACACGACCUCCUUCUACAACUUUCACUCGAUGCCCAACAGUACGAAAAUGCCAGGCUGGCCCUGGAACACUCAGCUGAAGCUGUAUCACUCCAUGUCAACACCCCCGGAGUUACAGCAACAAUUUUACUCCCGAGUGCCACAGCGAUGCCGACGUCGGUCUAUUUGAACGAUGUCUGGGCAAAUGAGCAUAGCUACGAUGAGCUGCAACAGUUCCACCCAGCCCAGAAUAACACGCUAUAUUUCGCCGUGAUGGCUACUCUCGUCUUGGUUAUCCUCACAGUGCAGAUAAUGGGCUUUGGGAUGACGAAUAACAUCAAGCAGCACGUCGAGGACCUGCAAUACGAUUAUUUUGACCGAAUGAGCGGCGUGCAAGUGCAAUUCGACACUCUGAUGAUAGAGAUUCGACAGUUCCGAAGGGAAAAUGAACAAGUACGGCCUGUUUUCGUUCAUCUGGCGGAGGCCAUCACAAACUCCUCGGCCGACCUCCAACAUUGUUUGUUACAUAUUGUUGGGAUGAUGGAAGACAAAUACACCUCGGGGAUGAUUACCAUUGAAUCCAAGUUGGAUGAGAUUCCGAGACAAUUAGCUUGGCUUAACAUCCUGAUGGCGAAGAACAUGUCCAACGACCUGCCUGAAGGUGUACACAUGGACCAGCCUGAUUUGGAUUUAAGCAAGAGUCCUAGCAUCGAGCAGAUCAAUGGAGCUCACCACGCCGCAGGGCAACCCAACGGGAUUUCCAACUUUGAGGGGAGUCCCGUUCUUCAGAAUGGAAAAAAGAGGACUAGUUCAGUGCAAUGGUCAGGAUUGGGGCUGACUUAG